AUGUCUCAAGAUCCAAGCACUUACAAUGGAGGAUCAGCAGUUGCUAUGGUGGGAAAGGAUUGCGUUGCAAUAGCUUCCGAUCUUCGUUUAGGACAACAGUCGCUAGGCCUUUCAAAUGAUUUUGAAAAAAUAUUCCAUUAUGGACAUGUGUUUCUAGGAUUGACCGGAUUGGCCACAGAUGUGAUGUCUGUACACGAAGAUCUUAGAAAGAAGACCAAUUUGUAUAAGAUGAAGGAGCAAAGGGAAAUAGAGCCAGAGAGCUUCGCCAAUUUAAUUUCGAGUUCGUUGUAUAAAAGAAGAUUUGGCCCUUGGUUUGUUGGACCAAUCGUUGCAGGUUUAAAUAGUCACUCGGGAAAACCAUUCAUUUGUGGUUUUGAUUACAUUGGCUGCAUAGAUUUUGCUAAGGAUUUUAUUGUCGCAGGAACAGCCUCUGAACAGCUUUUCGGUAUGUGCGAAUCACUAUAUGAACCCAACUUAGAACCAGAGGAUUUAUUUGAGACUAUAUCACAAGCUUUGCUAAAUGCAGUUGACAGGGAUGCACUUUCUGGAUGGGGAGCUGUUGUUUACGUGAUAACAAAAGAUAAAGUGGUGAAGAGGUUCUUAAAGACACGCCAGGAUUAA
Molecule: messenger RNA, 621 nt
Organism: Brettanomyces bruxellensis
Lineage: Eukaryota; Fungi; Ascomycota; Pichiomycetes; Pichiales; Pichiaceae
Gene: PUP3
Product: proteasome core particle subunit beta 3
Exons: 1
Coding region: 1-621 (206 amino acids)
Biological process (GO): proteasome-mediated ubiquitin-dependent protein catabolic process
Cellular component (GO): proteasome core complex, beta-subunit complex; proteasome core complex
Source: RefSeq, a predicted model, not a curated record